Messenger RNA from Anoplophora glabripennis (Asian longhorned beetle), 3088 nucleotides. It is a transcript of the gene SPoCk, whose product is annotated as calcium-transporting ATPase type 2C member 1. Gene Ontology annotation, biological process: intracellular calcium ion homeostasis; manganese ion transport; calcium ion transmembrane transport. The transcript is spliced from 12 exons. The record is from RefSeq and is a predicted model, not a curated record. Gene Ontology annotation, molecular function: ATP binding; P-type calcium transporter activity; ATP hydrolysis activity. The coding region runs from base 124 to 2901 and encodes 925 amino acids. Lineage: Eukaryota; Metazoa; Arthropoda; Insecta; Coleoptera; Cerambycidae. Gene Ontology annotation, cellular component: plasma membrane; endoplasmic reticulum; Golgi membrane.
UUUUUUGGAUUUGUAAAAACGCCGCAACCUCUAGCAAGUACUCCUACUUCUCAUUUGAGAAAUACCGAUAUUCUAAUAAUAAAUAAUGGUCAUUAAUAAAUAACCCUUGACUGUUAAUGUUUGAUGGAAGGUAUGAUUCAGUGUUCGAAAGUUCUGUGCUUCUGUCGGAAGAAAAAUGAAGACAAGGCAGAGGACAACAAGGAGGCGAUGUGGCUGACGGCCAGCGAGGCCAGUAGCCUGAGGUAUGAAGAAGUGUCAGACAGACUACGAGUGGAUAUAAGGAAAGGACUAAGUUGGCAAGAAGCGACAGACAGACGAAAAAUAGCAGGAUAUAAUGAGUUUUCUGUAAAAAAUGGCGACCCACCAUGGAAGAAGUACUUAGAACAAUUCAAAAAUCCAUUAAUUUUAUUACUUUUAGCUUCUGCUGUAGUUUCAGCUUGUAUGACUCAGUUCGACGAUGCCAUCAGUAUUACCGUAGCUAUAGUUAUAGUUGUCACUGUAGCAUUUGUGCAGGAAUAUCGAUCUGAACAGUCGUUGCAAGAGUUAACGAAACUCGUUCCACCAUCAUGUCAUUGUCUGAGAGAAGGAACGGCAGAUAGUUUCCUCGCACGAGAGUUAGUUCCCGGCGAUGUGGUUCUCUUAAAUGUGGGCGAUAGAGUACCGGCAGAUAUACGUUUAUUCGAGACGAAUGAUCUCACCAUUGAUGAAAGUUCAUUUACGGGUGAAACCGAACCGGCGAAGAAAAACAUUGACUCCGUCAUAAGACCCAACGGAGCACAUUCCUCAAACACUAAUAUAGCAUUUAUGGGUACACUGGUACGGUGUGGGAAUGGUAAGGGUAUAGUCGUAAGCACAGGAACAAACAGUGAAUUUGGUUCGGUUUUCAAAAUGAUGUUAGAGGAAGAAGCGCCGAAAACGCCAUUACAGAAAUCAAUGGAUAGUCUUGGAACCCAGCUUUCUAUUUACUCAUUUGGGAUAAUAGGGCUGAUUAUGCUGGUCGGUUGGAUUCAAGGAAGGCCUAUAAUGGAAAUGUUCACUAUAAGUGUCAGUUUGGCUGUUGCUGCUAUCCCUGAAGGUUUGCCGAUCGUCGUCACAGUAACUUUAGCAUUGGGGGUAAUGCGAAUGGCAAAAAGAAACGCCAUAGUAAAAAAGCUGCCUACCGUCGAAACUCUUGGUUGUGUUAAUGUGAUAUGCUCCGAUAAGACAGGAACGAUAACGAGAAACGAAAUGACCGCCACGGUACUUGUCACCUCAGACGGAUACAUAGCAGAGCUAACCGGCGCAGGAUACAAUGACCACGGCCAGGUUCUGUUACACAAAUGCGACUUUCCUGACAAAGCAAGAGAAAGCGUUCACCAGUUAUUGGAGGUUGGAGCGGUUUGUAAUAACGCUUCUAUAAUAAACGAACUUUUGUUAGGUCAACCGACUGAGGGCGCGUUGUUAGCCGCCGCCAUGAAACACGGAAUGUAUAACGUUGGUGAUCGUUACGUGCGGCUGCAGGAGUACCCCUUCAGUUCCGAACAGAAAAUGAUGGCAGUUAAGUGUUCCUCGAAAUAUGACCGCGACAAGGGAGAAGUUUACUUCGUAAAAGGCGCGAUAGAGAAAAUCUUACCUAAAUGUACUUCUUAUAGUUGGAACGGUAACGUUACGCCUUUGACUGCAGCUAAGCAGCAAGAAUUUAUGGCGGAAGCGCACGAAAUCGCUAAAAAAGGACUCAGGGUUAUGUCGAUGGCGAAAGGUACCACCUUACAGGAUCUGGUCUACGUGGGAAUUGUAGGUAUAUGCGACCCACCUAGGCCGCAGGUUAGGGAAGCUAUUACUAUAUUGAAGGAAUCGGGAGUGCAGGUUAAAAUGGUUACGGGUGAUUCCGUGGACACAGCAGUUGCUAUAGCCCAACUAAUAGGACUUGAAGUAUUGCCUUCACAAGUAAUGUCGGGAGAGCAAUUGGACACGUUCACAGAAACCGAACUCGAUGAAGCCAUUCCUCGAGUCACCGUUUUCUACAGGGUUUCUCCGAAAAAUAAAUUGUCCAUUGUGAAAUCUCUUCAAAGAACAGGCCAUAUUGUUGGCAUGACCGGUGAUGGCGUUAACGACGGAGUUGCAUUAAAAAAAGCGGACAUUGGUAUCGCUAUGGGCAAAAAUGGCACUGACGUUUGUAAAGAGGCAGCUGACAUGAUUCUAGUGGAUGACGAUUUCUACACAAUUAUAGCUGCUAUAGAAGAAGGUAAAAGUAUAUUUUACAACAUCAGGAACUUCGUCAGGUUUCAAUUGUCCACAUCAAUAGCCGCACUGUCUCUGAUAGCACUAUCGACGUUCUUGGACAUGCCAAAUCCACUCAACGCUAUGCAAAUUUUAUGGAUUAAUAUUAUAAUGGAUGGACCGCCUGCACAAAGUUUAGGUGUGGAACCUGUAGAGGAGGAUGUCCUCAAACAAAACCCAAGAGAUACUAAGGAACCCAUGAUUACCAAGAAACUUAUCGUCAACGUGUUACUAUCUGCUCUAUUCAUAAUUGCUGGCACUCUGUGGGUUUUCCAGAAAGAGAGGAGUUCAGAAGGCCUUACAGCGAGAGAUACGACGAUGACAUUCACUUGCUUUGUGUUUUUCGAUAUGUGGAAUGCCCUUUCUUGCCGAUCACAAACAAAAAGCGUAUUUCAGAUAGGGGUGUUUACCAACAAAAUGUUUUUGAUCGCUGUCACUUUGUCGGUGGUUGGACAGAUGCUGGUGGUAUACGUUCCCCCGUUACAGCAAAUAUUUCAGACGGAAGCUCUUACAGCAUGGGAUAUGGCAUUUUUGACGGCGCUAACAUCGUCGGUAUGGAUCUUUUCUGAAUUUAAGAAACUGUUAGAAAGGUAUUUGGAAAGGAGAUGUAAGGGCAAACGAUCGCCACUAGAAUACGUAUGACAGGACAGGGGGCCAGGGGCGAAGACCCGCUGCAAUUAAUUGCUUCUUCUUUUUUGCCCCUGUAAUAGGCCCCCCCUUAGAAUGUGCAAGUAAUAUGUUUCGCGAUUUACUUUGGCCGUUCUAUUAGAAGUGAUUAAUAUACAAAUGUUAUUUAUUUUAUUUUACCAACAUAAAAUUAUAAUUUUUA